ACAGACACCUGGAUGAUCGCACUGAGUGCACAUACAUUACCGGCGUGACAGGACCCGGGGCCGCCAUGGGCUGCGAUGACCGGGAAGUUAGUGACGAGGAGCCGGAGAUAAGAGACCUAGAAGGACAGGGCAGGAUCGCUCCUCCAGAUAAAAAUGGCUGCCCACAGAAUCCCAUGUGGGACGGUGAGAAGCGCUGUGAGGUGUAUGCGGACACAGAUGACAGUCCCUUCUCUGGAGGUCCCGGGGGGGACACAUCACAAAACCGGACCUGCUGCCCCCGCCUGAUGGCGACGGACGAGGAGACUGGGAAAAAGAAAUGCACAUGUCCGGGUCUCGGCUUAUGCUUCACCGUUUUGUCUGCCUUGUUCUUCUCAUCCAGCAAUGUGCUUGUGAAGAAAAUCGAUGACAUGCAUUCUGUAGAAAUCAGUGCCAUCCGCUGUGUUUUUCAGAUGCUUUUUGUGCUUCCAGGUUUAAUUUAUUACAAGCUUGGAUUUUUAGGACCCAAGAAUCAAAGGAUUUUUCUAUUCCUAAGAGGUCUCCUUGGCUCCACUGCUAUGAUACUGCAGUAUUACGCUGUCCAGUCCAUGCCCUUGGCCGACGCCACGGUUAUCACAUUCAGCAGCCCGGCCUUCACUUGCAUAUUUGCCUGCAUAUUUCUCAAGGAGAAGUGUACAGUGUGGGACAUUGUGUUCAUGCUCUUCACCAUAACAGGAGUUGUUCUCAUAGCUCGGCCCCCGUUUUUGUUUGGGUCACAUGACAGCCUUGACGAAGAGUACUCCAACCACAUGAAAGGGACAAUUGCUGCGGUGGCCAGUGCCGUUGGUGCUUCCUUAACCAUUGUGGUGCUGAGAAAAAUGGGCAAGUCUGUGCACUACCUACUGUCCAUCUGGUACUAUGCCAUCAUUGGCCUCAUCGAGUGUGUCAUUGCCCUGUUUGUCAUUGGUGCAUGGAGUUUGCCUCAGUGUGGACUAGACAGAUGGCUUCUGGUAUUUAUAGGCAUCCUGGGCUUGGGAGGCCAAACCUUUUUGGUAAAAGCUUUACAAAUUGAGAAAGCUGGGCCAGUAUCUGUCAUGAGGACCAUGGAUGUGGUUUUUGCCUUUAUUUUCCAGACCCUUUUCCUUCACCGCACACCUUCAUGGCUGACAAUUGGUGGGGCUCUAUGCAUUGUCGCCGGCACAGCUGGGACUGUCAUAGUCAAGUGGUAUACAGGCUCAAAGGAAGUAAAGAAGAGUGAAUUAUAGAUCAUAGACUGGAAAGUUCCUGAAUGUGUAACGUAAUAAGGGACGAGAACGUCUGCAAAAAUCUCAAACACCAUCAUCCAAGAUGAAUCUGUAGAAAGAUGUAGCUACGUGGGCAUUCACAGCACAUAAUCCAGAGCUGUAUGAAGCUACAUCAUUGCAACCACAUAGUUGUAUAACCUGCAAUCAGGAAAGUGUAAUUGACUUUGAUAUGAGUCAUAUUUAUUCAUAAUAAUAGGUUUUCUAAGUGUUAUUUGCAGUCAGCCUGACCAUAGAUGUGAUGGUUCUGCUGACAGCUAUGUCCAGGGGUGUCCCCCCCCUAACAUUUACACUGAGCCUCGUCAAAUAAGCUGGGAGGAUGAGCUGUGGCCAAACUGCCUCUAUGGGAAUAAUGGGAUCAUACAGGAAAAAAUCCAACCUGUCAUCCUUUUUAAUUUCGGAAUGUUAUCAGCCCUUAUGAACAUUUAAGGGGUUUUACAGUAAUGAAAACAUAUCCCCUUUUCACAGGAUCAGCGUCUGAUUGGUGGGGAUCCAACCCCUGAGGCCCCCACCUAUCACAAGAAUGGGGGGCCAGAGUGCCCCUAUUUAAAUUAAUAUAUGGAUUAGUACAUAUAGUACUAUAUAGCUUCCUGGGCAAUUUUCUUGGCACCUUAUUUUGUUUUAUGUGGUGCACAUCCACAUAGAUUGAUACAUAGUAUAUGGAUUACCGAAUAUAACCGUUUCCUUUCGGCACUCCCAUAGACUUAAAGUAGAGUAGUAGCAGACAUACUCAACCACCACCUCCUUCAAAUAGUGACACUUGUUCUUGUGAUUAUUGAGGAUCCCAGUAGUCAGCCCCACUGAUCAGACAUAUUACUGUAGUUGGCAUUAUGUGAGAACCACUUUACAUACCAAUGGAAUCUUCUAGAUAUCCAAACAGAAAUGCAAAGCUUUGGUUUUCUCAUACGCCUCCUUAUUUAUUACUAGGAGAAACUUUAUUCAAUUUUUUUUUUUGCACUCAGAUGUUACAGUGUGCAAAAAAAUAAAUUCUAUUUUUAUUAGGGUAGCUCGGCCCCUCAUGAUAGUGUUUUAUAACCUGUCUUACUGAUAUGUAAUGAAACAGUUUAAGGGGAAAAAAAUUAAGGACAUCAUGAUUAAUAUUUUGAUAGUGUCCUGGCUUUUCUUUGAGAUGAGGUACAGGUAGGGGUUAUUCUUUUUUUUUUUAUUAUUCUUUUUUUUGUGUUUCAUUUCCAGUAAUUUAUAAUGUUUUGUUUGAUUUUUAACCUGUUUAAUUUAUAAUAUUUUAUUGUGAUGCACAUUUCACAGCCUUGGGGCCCAUUAGGCUAGGCUCAGUUUACUGUGUGACAAUUGAAGGUCUUUGAAUUGUGUGCAGAAAAUGUUUUCUCCUAACCUUAAUACUAUUUCUAGUUUGAAAGGCUUUUUAGAAAAUUUUGGAUGUAUAAAAUGUUUACCUUCAUAGUGCCCUCAUGUGUACAGGUUCUUCAGAAUUAAAGGGGUAUUUCUAGAUUCAAAAUUCUUUGUAAAAAUAUAAAUGAUACUCACCUACCCCCUGUCCACCGCAGACCAUGAUCCAGCAACAUCGGACCCCACACCUGCUCACGGUUUGUUACUACUUCUGAGAUGUAUCAGCAGGACCUAAUUGUGAGAGGCGACACCUCUGCAGCCAGUGAUUGGGUAAGCAGGCAGGUCCUGCUGAGACAUCAUCUCUGAAGUAGCAAUGAAUGGUGAGCAGCAGGGAAUCCGAAGUCGCUGGACCAGGAGUUGAGGUGGAGCAAGUUGGAGAGUAUCAUCAUUUUCUUUUUUUUGCUACCAGCCAGCCAAUAACCUUAAAAAAAUUGGAUCCUGAAAAUACCCCUUAAGUUCUGUUCAAAUCUUUUUUGCCUGUAAAGCUUUAACACCCUGAAAAACAUAUUAUUAUUUUUUUCCCACCAAAAUCUUCCUUUCUAUAGAAUUCUACUGUUUUCCUUUAUAGAAAACCAGGAGUACAUUUCUGUAUGUUUGUAUAUUUUUGGUAAACACGUAUAUACAAAUAUAUGAAAAAAACCUUGUGUUUAAAGAGGACCUGUGGACAACCUAAAUAGGUUGAGAUCUUUCUGUCAAAAAUAUAUUGUGGUGCUCUGAUCAAAGACCUUUCUUAUAGUUUCUUAAAGGGGUACUCCAGUGCUUAGACAUCUUAUCCCC
Hyla sarda is the source of this 3419-nucleotide messenger RNA. It is a transcript of the gene SLC35G1, whose product is annotated as solute carrier family 35 member G1. Bases 66 to 1241 code for a protein of 391 amino acids. Lineage: Eukaryota; Metazoa; Chordata; Amphibia; Anura; Hylidae. The transcript is spliced from 3 exons. Gene Ontology annotation, biological process: calcium ion export across plasma membrane; regulation of cytosolic calcium ion concentration. Gene Ontology annotation, cellular component: endoplasmic reticulum membrane; plasma membrane. The record is from RefSeq and is a predicted model, not a curated record.